GGUAGUGCUCCUAAAAUAGCAUCAUCACAAAGCUGAGAUUAAGUUCAGCCAUCUCAAUGCUCAAGACCAUUCUACCAAUUGAGCACAGCCUACUUACUCCGUAGAAUCAGCCGUCGUAAAUGCCUUCCAGACCUUCAGUGGCUGCGCCCAUUUGAGCAAGAUUCCCUCGCAUCUAGUGACACCUCCACCAAUUACAACCCGGCCCAUCCGGAGAUUUCAUCACGUAAUCUAACCUUACCCUGCUGGCUAAGCUAGCUCUCAUUCCAACACGAGGCAUCUCACUUCUUCCUCUUCUUUAUGUUAUCGUAAUGGAUUUGUUAAGAAGACACGGCGGUCAUGGACACGGUCACGAAGAGGAGGAGCAUGGCCACGGUCAUGGGCAUCAGAGUGAAGAUUCAGUGAGACAGCACUUUCUCGCGUGUCUUUACUGGUAUGUCUUGGCGAUGGUGUUGAUAAUUGGUUCUGUCUCACGAUUGAUCUCUAUUUUCAUCGCUAAACAACGGAUAAAAAGAAGAGAUGCUGGGGCCAGUUCAGAUACGUCAAUCUCGACGGUAGAGAAGUUGGUAGAUGCGCCAAAGGCUCUUGCAUCAAGAGUAUUUCGACUUCCAGUUCGGUCAGCGAUUUUCCCAGUUCGCAAGACAAUCGUCGUUGUCGCGUACACAGCGUUCGUGGCGGGCCUUGUAACAUACAAGUCCAUUCACCACGACGCCAAUUUCCACGAGCGCAUUGCGUUUCGCGCAGCUUGGAUAACUGCAACACAGACUUCACUACCCUUCCUCCUAGCUGUGCGCGUCAAUCCAAUUGGUCUGUUACUGGGAACUUCGUACGAGAGGCUCAAUUGGUUUCACCGAUGGGCAUCAAGGGUCUUCUUCGCAAGCGCAACCAUCCACGGCGGCUUCUUCGCAUGGGAAUGGCUAGCCGCCAGCUUCUUCUGGACCGAGAUCAAGACCGUCAAGAUGGUACUCCCAGGAAUUGGAGCGUGGUUCAUCCUAGCUUGGACGGUUGUGUCAACCCUACCCUUCUUCCGACGUAUGAAGUACGAACUCUUCGUGGCACAGCAUAUCAUCUCAGUCGUACUGCUUCUCGUCUUUUUGGUCCUUCACGUUCCAGACCACCAUCUCUUCAGCAUCUGGUGCGCCGUGGGCGUAUUUGCAUACGAUGUAGUAACACGUUCGGCGAACCCGAUCUGGCGGAAUCUUCGGCUCCGGGUUUCGGCGAAUACAUCUGUACGAUAUGCAUACGACGCCAGUAUCCAAGCAGUCGACGACGAACUAACGGUCAUGACUAUUCGAAACGUUGGGUUUCGCUGGAAGCCUGGGCAGCAUGUUCUGAUUUGGUCGCCGACUUUUCGAUGGGAGACACCGCAUCCGUUUACGAUUGCUAAUAUUCCGGAUUCUGAAGACAAGAGUCAGGAUGUUCAGCUUACGAUCAAGACGAAGACCGGAUUGACGAGGGAUCUUAAUGAUUGGGCGAGAAGGACGGGAUUGAGGGGUGAUAAUGGGAGUAUGAGGGUUAUGGUAACAGGACCUUUUGGCACGGUGCCUAAUUGGAAGCAGUAUGAGAAUGUUGUUCUUGUCGCUGCGUCGACGGGAGGAUCGUUCACCACGCCUGUUCUCGAAGAUUUGCUUUCGACACGAUCGCCCGGGUGUGUUCGUAAGAUCAACGCCUUGUACAUUGUUCGUCGGAAGGCGCAUGCGGAACCAUAUCUUCAGCGUGUUUCGCGCGUGCUGUCGAGGGCGAAGGAGAUGGGAUUAUCUGUGAAUGUUCAAGUCGCCAUUACGAAGGGGGCUGGUACUGUUUCCGAUGCCGUCCUUCGUGAUGACGCGAACGCAAGUCGUGAAAGAUUGAUCGAAGAGCCCACGAGAGGACCGAGUGUCGAACUGGAGCGCUUCUCAAUAGACUCCAGUGCCUCGUCGGAGAGUGGAAGAGAAGAACAGUUGCUGAAGGAGGAGAUGGACAUGGACUUUGAUGGGGCGCAUGCCUCGGCUAUCGAACAUACAGAUGGUCGACCCGAGAUCACGACGUUCAUCAGAACGGCUGUUGGUAGUGUACCGGGUAAUGUUGCUGUCGCUGUGUGUGGCGGUGAUGCGAUCGAGAAGGUUGUCAAGACGAGUGUUGCGUCGAUGAGAAGGGAGAGGAGUAGGGAUGGAGCAGGCGUUGGGGACAUAUACUUGCAUGUUGAGCGAUCUGAUAUUUAAGCGCAGGUAUUAAUGUUAAUUUUGUAACAACGAAUGAUGCUUGACUCCUCGGUAGGCAAGAGGAGGCAAGAAAACUUAGGACCUCUCUUCUAAGUGAUGACAAGACUUAGCUUAGCAUACCUUGAUACCGGUUUAUUUUAGGAUCCUGGUUUAAUAUAAGAAGUUUUCUUGCUCCCUGGGGCCAGG
Molecule: messenger RNA, 2384 nt
Organism: Fusarium odoratissimum NRRL 54006
Lineage: Eukaryota; Fungi; Ascomycota; Sordariomycetes; Hypocreales; Nectriaceae
Exons: 2
Coding region: 309-2198 (629 amino acids)
Biological process (GO): copper ion import; intracellular iron ion homeostasis; iron ion transport
Cellular component (GO): plasma membrane
Molecular function (GO): ferric-chelate reductase activity
Source: RefSeq, a predicted model, not a curated record